AUGGACGAGGAUUUUUGCUCACCAAGUCACCGAGAACCAUGUAGAAGACGGAAGAAGCUUCUCCAAGGUACGAAAGGGUCGGCACGCGUAUUAGCAAUCUAUCAAGGCAUCGACGCGGGUUUCGAAGCAAAACGAGCAAACAAGCAGCCUAAGGGACUACCAAUAGGAGUUCGAAUGCCUAGCAAGUCAUGUACGCGGUUGGCUGGAGCAAGCACUCAUAGGCGUAAGUCAAGGAACUUGAGGGAGGUCAUGGAGUCUGCACGCAUGCCCGACGACCACCUGGUCGUGUCGCGAAAUUAUGUGGACAGCCUGCCCAAGGCCAGAAAUUCACUUACAGUGAUCAAGGAACAACUGUCUGAAGAGGAAAGGCAGCACCAGAUAAGCAAGGGGCAAUGCUUCCGUUGUAAUGAAAAAUUUGCGUCAAGACAUCGGUGCAAGCAACAGUUGUACGCCAUCGAAGGCGACAAGGAAGAACACGAGGAGGAUAAAUCGAGGCACUGUGGUGCUGGCCGCCGCAGGCAAAGCGCGUUGGGCGCAACAUGCGCACGUGCGGACCUGCGCUAUGAAACAGAUAGUGGGCACGCGCGCACAGACGCGAGGCAGCGCAUAGUAGAACGGGGCAAUGCGGGCACUCGUGACCUGUGCGAGAUUAUUCAUGGGCGCAAAAAUGCAGGAUGUCGGGCGACGCAGGCAAAGCACAUCGUGCGCAAGACGCAUGCAGUUAGAAAAUCCAACUUCCGAGUGUCCCUGAUAAGAAUCCCCAGGUAUUUUUCAUUUUCUCUAAAUUUUAGCGAAUCGGAUCAAUUUGCUAGUGGUUCUCCAUCUGAAAUACCUGUCGGGGUGAAGAAAGCCAAACUAGAAAGAAAGGAUGUCAUAUCUAUAGAAGAUCCUAGAGUUCGAGAAUACAUUGGAGCUGAAAAAGCAUGA
Messenger RNA from Striga asiatica, 927 nucleotides. Lineage: Eukaryota; Viridiplantae; Streptophyta; Magnoliopsida; Lamiales; Orobanchaceae. The record is from the annotation of a GenBank genome assembly.